Messenger RNA from Fomitiporia mediterranea MF3/22, 5237 nucleotides. RefSeq lists its product as uncharacterized. The transcript is spliced from 7 exons. Gene Ontology annotation, molecular function: DNA-binding transcription factor activity, RNA polymerase II-specific; DNA binding; zinc ion binding. The coding region runs from base 198 to 4382 and encodes 1394 amino acids. The record is from RefSeq and is a predicted model, not a curated record. Gene Ontology annotation, biological process: DNA-templated transcription; regulation of DNA-templated transcription. Lineage: Eukaryota; Fungi; Basidiomycota; Agaricomycetes; Hymenochaetales; Hymenochaetaceae.
CCGGGCUGCCUCGCUGAGCGAACAAAAGGCGCAGUACAGAGCAACACUUUUUGCGCAUGACGCGACCCCCGACGCACCGACGUUCCGGUCUGAGCUUGUGAAAUUCUUCGCUGUACGGUAACUAGACUAUUUCGCCUACGCUAGUGGGCUUCUCGCGCCGUCCCGAUUGCGUAGCUUUGUUAACGUCCGUGCCCUCGAUGGACUCCCAAAGUCAGAUCCAGAGCUCACUUGACGCUCACAGCCCGAGAAGCAUAGGCGGUGGACUGAGUAAUGGCGCAAAGCGCCCGUAUGAAGGCAGCAGUAGCGAGAGCGUCGUCAGCUUUGCCACCGACAGUGUUAGCGUAACACAGUCCAUGUCCGCCAGUGUCACUAAUUCUGUCCUCGGCCCCGAUGGAAAGCGCCCAGCGAAAUCGUCUGUCUCCACCGCUGGGUGCCGUCAGCGCGUUACUGUAGUCUGCGCCGAGUGUAAACGCCUCAAGCUCAAAUGCGACAGGCGCACACCCUGCGGAUCAUGCACAAAACGUGACACGAUCCCGAGAUGCAUAUAUUCGCAGGCCGCGGCCGAGAAAGUAGACGUCCAAUCUCUCAACAUCCGCCUUCAGGCUGUUGAAGGGAAGUUGAAUGGCAUAGGUCUGCCCGCUGAUCAAUCGUCCUCUGGUGCGGGCCCUUCCAACUCUCGUACUGCUAUCCCUUCUUCGGCUUCAGUGACUAGAGGCCGACCUCGCGCCUUCCUCGCUGUCGGUGCACACGGCACAUCAGUCGCCGUCAAUCUCGAAGGUGUCACAGGCCUUUGGGUCGACCAUCUUGGACUGAGACCUUCCGUGGCGAACGCGCGAGCUAUCCCCUCAAAUCUGGGUGAACUGGAAAUAGAAAAGGAGUUCUGGGCUGCGCAAGAGAAAUAUGCUGCUAAAGAGGGUAUUAGCGGCCUCGAAUUGCGUCCAUUCCCGUCAAUGCCGAACGAGGGCGUUCUUGAAAUCCUGGAGGAGUCCUCGAAGCUCUUUCGUAUCCCCAAUUCCCUUUUAUCUUCUGCUCGUUCUGACACAGGCGACUAUGUCGUAGUCAACGAUGGAGAUGCUGAGCACGACCACGAACGUCAUGCCGGUGAAGAACGCGAAGAUGAGGAUAGUGAUCAGAUUGGCGUGUCCCCAAAGCUUGUGCGUUAUGCCUUCCCUCCUGCGAAUGUCCGCGCCGAAAUCUACAAACGCUAUGAAGCGUACCAUCUCUUGGCACCGUUUGUCAAUUUCUUUGUCUUCAAAAGCCGGACCGAGGAAAUGUGCCGGUGGGCGGAUGCAGAACUUAGCGGAUCCGGAAGAAUGAACGAGCCGCCUCCGACAACAGGUACUUCGACCUCAACGACGCCGCCAGCAGCGAGAUCUGUCACAACUGGUCCGUUCGCACCUCCAACACUCAGCUUCUUUGCAGCGGCCUCGAUGGGCCUGGCAGUCGGCGCACAAAUCUGGCUCGCUGAACGAGAAGCGCUCUCAGGCGACGGUAAUGCGGGUAUGGGUACCACGGAACACGUAUCGAGUCCCGGUACAUCGAAUGCCGUUCCCGGACCCAGCACGAAUUCAUUUGACAAAUCAAUGCCUCCACCUCCGCCUCCUGGCACUUCAUUUGACAACGGCCCGUCAACGUCGCGUCGUUCUCCCGAUACUUCGACUUCCCAGACGCAGGGCGCUCCUGAACUCGAUCCGCGCGUUCCGGGGAAGUUGUACCGACUUGCAAAACUUGCCCUAGGAUUAUCGCUUGAGCGUGGAGGUUACGAGGCUUUUGACUUAGAUUAUGUCCACGCCAAGUGUUUACAGGCGCGUUAUCUGCUCAUUUCACACCAUGGUUUGGGUGAACGCGGUACAGAUGCUUUGCGUGGUCUGGGCGUCGGGAGAAGAAAGAAGAUCGAAAAGAAGGGCGGCAAGGGAAAAGCUGGUCCGAACGGGAUAUUGCCUACCGAUGAAGACAGCGAAGAAGCGGAUGCGGUUAUGGGCGAUGCGUGUAAUGAGCCGUCAUCUUCUCAAGCUAAUGCAAACCCGUCUGCAAGAGGGAAGGGGAAAGCAAGAGCCUCUGCACGCGGUCCAACACUGGCACUUGCGCCUGAAAUGGUUGGCGCUGUGGGCGAUGCAGUUGCGAACGCUCGUAUGAUGGGUCUCAACCACGAUCCGGAGCUAACAGGCGGCGGGAGAUUUUCUCUGUAUGAAAUAGAGAUGCGGAGAAGGCUCUGGUGGGAGGUUGUUUCUCUCGAUGCAUUCGUAUCAGGAUGUCUUGGGGAGAGUCCAUUCAUCAACGACAAUAGUGCCACAACAGAAUUUCCUACCGAUGUGGAUGAGGAAAGCUUCGGUCCUGAUUCCGCGAAUCGCCCUGCACCGAAUAUUGAGACCUUGCAUGGAAACAUCGACUUCUUUGUUCAGCAAUGCAGACUUGUGGCUCUUGGGAAGAAGCUUUCGCGAAAGGCUGCUGCCUUCAGGGAACUUCACCCAGACGCACGCCCCUCGGAUACACACGAAUUGGUUGACACGAUGAAGAAAGAGAUUGCAAGCUUUCUGACGAAUCUUCCUGAUUAUCUUAAACUGAAGGACUUGCCUUCUCCGACUCGUGCAGAGUCGAGGCUCAUGUCACCGUCUUCGAAGAAGCCAGUGACAUCGCCAGGUGAUCGCGAGAGUUCAGUAUCGGCUGACCCUCCUCCGCAUUUGCUCAUGAUGCGCAGCGUUCUAGCUAUUCACGCUAGGCAGCUCUUCAUGACGCUUUGUUUGCCCUUUACGACAGUCAGGAUCAGCUCGAAUACCUCAGGGAGCAAAGUGAGUUGGGAUGCAAGAAGAAGUGCCUUCGGUACGGACAAUCUGGGACCGUCGUUGCGUGGCCUCGAUUCGCUCGUGUUACUUGAACCGGCAAUUUUCAUUGUUCAAGUAUGGAAGCAUCUGCACAGUUCGGUGCGCGAAAUACGCCCAGCGAUGUUUAUGUGCUUUCAGUUCAAUAAGGUGUUCUUCGACGCCACGGUCGUAUUGGGUCAUCUUGCAAUCGAGCACCCAUUGCUAGCCGGUACGGCAUUGGCAACUCUUCGUGUAGCAAGCGAAGUUAUCCGUGACCCGUCGGUACUUACUGGACGGCUAUCGGCGGACGAAGAUGGGUGUGGACUACCCAACGAGGCAGUGAGAAUCGUCGAAGAACUGGUGUUGAAGGCGGAGAGCACGGCCCACGAAGCUAUUUCGGGAGGUGGACUAGGCUUAGGAUUCGGCGGAUUAGGCACGUCAACGCCACCUAUUGCGAAGAGGAAGAUUGAAGAAGUUGAGACGGCGGGUUCUGAUCUCUUGUAUCACUUCCGGUUCCCAUUCGUUGGCGCAGGUGUCGUCAGUGCGGGUCCUCCUCCAGCCAGUGCUGGGACCGCUGGGCCGACAUCUGACGCCUCGCCUUUGACCGACGGCGGCAAUGCGGUCGUUCCGAAACCGAGCGAGCCGACGAAGAGCGGGAAUAUGCGGUCAAAGCACGCCUCCGCAUCGGAUGCCGCCGCCGCAGGUGAUCCAAGACCAGCAACGUCGAAGCUCAAGUCACAUCAUCCAACGCUUUCCGUGCGCAGUAGAGUGAAGAAUAAGGAUUCGUCUCGUGCACGCGCAAACAGUGCAACGUCUCAGCGUUCGGAUUCUUCUCACAUGCUUCUGCCUAUGAAUCCCGUUCGGUCGUCUAACUCUUCGAUUUCUCCGGCUCAUGCGACGCACGAUCACAAUGUCCCUCCGAAUGCGGCUUCUGUCGAGUCCUCAACUCCGGUGUUGGGUCCGUACCCUAGUCCUUUAUCGUCGGCACCUGGUCCUGGCCCUCCACACUUUACCCCGCCGGGCACGAGCAGCGGUUCAUCGUCUCAGCAACAAACCGGUGGCAAUGAGUUCACUUCCGCAUUUCAUGACACAGGAGCCUUUUCCAGUGGAUCACCCGCUUCUUAUGGCCCGCCGUUCCAAUCUCAGCAAGGCUCUUCAUUGACCGUACCGUCACAUGUCGGGUUUGAUGGCUUUGGCGUCGGCUCUUCUGGACAAGGACAAGGCAGAAUGUCGCUGGGUGGUGGAGAGGCUCCGCCAUUUUCGUUUGGCUCGACCAAUGGAAUUGACAGGCCUGUAGGAUUGCAUUCAUCUUCCCCGUUCGAUGCUCUUGGAGGCCUACCUCGUCCGCCAUCCGAUCAAGACCGUCCGUUCUCUAGAAACCUCGUUGAACCUCGGAAUCAGGGUGCAGAUGAAUCCAUGACAACUUCAAUGCAAUCGUUGGAAUCACAGCAACCGCAUCCGCCUCAGAUUUAUCAUUCUCAUCCACAUUCGCAGUCGCAACCACACUCUGAAUCCCUGGUUGGCCAGCAAGGCUGGGGUCAGAACGGGGGUGUAUAUCCAACGACUUGGUAUUAUCAAUGAUGAGUGCCGUUGACUCGCAGUGCAAUGAUGGACAUGGUUAAAUCUUGUCCUUCACGAUGAUAUUGAGAUUGUCGAUAUUGUCGGCCUCUGUGGUCGCCAAUACAGCGACAAGGUUUAUAUGUAUUGGGUCACCCUGAAUUCUUGUGUUUCCGCCAGCCACCACACGCUGCAUGCGAAGAACCUCGCACCAUUUUCUGUCUUUUCCGUCAGGUCUAGUGAUUGGUUAUGACGUCCCUUAGAAGGUGCUAUACGAAACGAAACGACAUUGCUACUCUGACCUUGCCUAUACGUUCGGUUGCAUUAUCAUCUCUAUCACCUCCAUCAAAUGUCACGUUAAGUCAAAUCCAAUCCCUGGUUUCAACAAGUUUGUCCCGCACUAUAUUGGUGUAUCUUGCUUCAUGUCCUUCCCCGACAUCGAUGUUCCCAAUUUCAUAUAUCCCUUUGACGCCUCUCUUCACCUACCUCAUCGUCAUAAAUGUAUCCCUUCAAUCAUCUUUGUUCUCUCUUUUUUUCUUGGUUUAUUCGCCUACUUUCGUCUAUUUCCUUGGUGUUUGGUCUGGUCUCAUCAUCAGCAUUUGUCUCACUAUAGAUUUGAUUUGAUUUAUUGUAUGUUACGUGUGUCUUGUUUUACACGUGCGUUUUCUAUAUAUUUUAUGCUCAUCUUGGGCGUUGUUCUAUCUUCGUCCUUAUCCUUACUCUUUCCCUCCUCUUCCUUCUUCCUUCUUCCGUCUUUCCCUCCUCUUCCUCUCUUCCUCUUAACCGACUCACCCUCACGUGUUUGCCACGUUGACCUCCCAAGAUCCCAACUCCUAUCCCCUACUCCUUUACUCUCAUCCACUCAGUAUCUACACCGUC